AUGGCCCUGUUUGGUGACCCCUGGAGGCGCUUCCUCCUGAGCCCCGCCGUCCACCGCUCGUCGACGGCCCUUCUCGACUGGCUCGAAUCGCCAGCUGCCCACAUCUUCAAAAUCAACGUCCCGGGAUAUAGCAAGGAGGACAUAAAAGUGCAGGUGGAAGAUGGGAAUGUACUGGUUAUCAGAGCUGAAGGCGGCGGGAAAGAGGAACUUCCGAUGAAGGAGAAAGAUGUCAUUUGGCAUGUGGCGGAGAGGAAGAUCCUUGGCGGUUUCUCGAGGGAGAUUGAGCUGCCAGAGGACGUGAAGGUGGAGCAGAUCAAGGCUCACGUGGACAACGGCGUGCUUACCGUGGUUGUACCCAAGGAUACAACUACUCCCAAGCCGUCCAAAGUGAGGAACAUUCAUGUCACUAGCAAACUAUGA
Messenger RNA from Striga hermonthica, 420 nucleotides. NCBI's taxonomy places the organism in Eukaryota, Viridiplantae, Streptophyta, Magnoliopsida, Lamiales, Orobanchaceae. The record is from the annotation of a GenBank genome assembly.